CCUCCAGCUUCCUCUCUGCUUUUUAAAGCCACUCUCAGCCCACUCAUCGCUGACUAACGGCAGAAAUGGACUCCGUUUAGAGCCAGAGAGGACAUGAAAGAUGUCGCGCUGCGAGGUGAUAUAGGCGACUUAUUAAAACAGCAGGAAAGGCCCUUGGACUUGAGCCAAAUAGGAUCUCACCCUGUCGCGCACUGACCGGAUUUGCAGAAAGUCGGAUUCAUUUGUUGGGAUGCGUAUCUCCUUUAGUCUCCGUGUCUGGUGAACGAUUUUUUUGAAGUUGCAUGCUUUGGCUGAAUACCGGACACGUAAGUGAGAUAUUCUGUGCGAAACUGCGGUUGGGUUGAAUAUGGAGAUGCAGGGCCGCUUAGUGGACUCCACAUUUCUAGAUUUUGUAGGCGACAUGAACCUGGUGGAGUAUUCUUUAGGACCAAAGCAACAGGUGGAUAAUACCCCUUCCACUCCAGACAACCAGACGCGGCUAGACGAGCCUUCGUGGAGCAUAGGCCUGGCGGACGAUGUGAGCACUGCGCAACUCUGCUCCGAGCACCUGACGAUGGGCUCGCCGAGGUACUGCCGUGGGACGCACGGCCACACCAAGUCCAAACGGAGGAGAAUCAUCACCGUGGUCCAGAGGCAGGCAGCCAACGUGCGGGAACGAAAGCGGAUGUUUAGCCUCAAUGAGGCGUUUGAUGAACUCAGGGGAAAAGUUCCCACAUUCGCCUACGAAAAGAGACUGUCCCGUAUCGACACACUGCGUCUGGCCAUCGUCUACAUCUCCUUCAUGACGGACCUGCUGGAGAACACUUGAGACAGAAAAGACCAAUAGAAAAUCUAUUCAACGGAGACUGAGUCAGGCUGGGUGUACCACAGAUUUCAGAAACGAAGGGGACUUAAAUGAAUGGUGAACUGUUCAAGGAUUACUAUUGGUAUUUAUCUUUAUUCUAAGAAACAUUAACCGAUUUUAAAAGCCUAACUUUUUUUUUUUUUUUUUUUUUUGAAAGGUUACAUCCAUGGCACCAUGUUAAUAUUAAUAUAUCUAUUUGACAUAACACAGCAAAAGAUAUAGGCUAACCUCCAAAUAGUUCAUUUAAUAGUCUACAUGUGGCCAACUGCUUAAAAAUAAACUUAUAUAGCAAGUUAAUGUGUUUUAUGACCUAAAUGCGCUAAUUUUGUAAUAUUAGAUUGAUGCAGCAAACACUAUUUAUCGGUAAAUACUUUAAUGUGUUGCAUUUAAUAGAAGAUAUUAGAAAGAAUGAUAACAAAUUUACCGAAGAUAUGAUGCAACUCUAGAGCGCUAAAGUGAUUUUCAGCACCUUGGAGAGCUACGCAGUCUUUCGUCUCACCUGUGCAUCCUGCGUAGACUGAACAGGUGUCGUUGAGGCAGAAAAUGAAAAGAAAACGAGGAGGAUUUACUGGCCUUUGAAGGCGUUAUCAACCUUUUCGCGAAACAGAUUUGAAUCGCAAAUCCGAAGCUCACUGCAUGAAGCGAGAGAUAGUCUUUGGCACUGAGGUGUAAAUUACGUCAGAGAUAUGAUGGAGGUGAUAGGUAAACGGAAUGGCAAACGCGCAGACAUGUUCUCCCUGUCCUGGACUGAAGGAAGAAAAACCGGGAUAGUUGUUGACUGAAAUGCGCGUGUGCCGUGGGACUAGACCGGACAUGCUGGUCCUUCCUUCUUGCGUGUCUCUUAGUGGGCAAUUCACACCACAGACCACCUCCAAAGGUGUUUCUGCCGGACUGUGAUAUUACAACUGUAUGGGCUCCACGGCUGGGUGGCCAUGUGUGGGCACUCAAGCUCGUUUCGUGUGAGCGUUUCCUUCUCUCCUCAGUCCAUCUUCAUCACCUCCAGUAUUUGCAUUGCGCUCCAGUCGUACACCGCCUUCAGCGGCCCCGCUGUGAGCACGGAUCCGCCCUGAGAACUCCCUGGGACGGGCCGUCUUUUAAACCUGAGCCGCGAUGCCGACGUCCCUGCGGGAGUUAGACCCAUUUAAGUGCAUACCUCAACGCGGGGCCGCUGACGGGAAAAUAAACACCUAGGUCUGCUUAUACGAGAGGCGACCUCCUGCUGCGACAACCUCCUGUGUUUCAGCAGGUCUGAUGUUUUUCACCGCCACCACUGCUCCCAUCUCAGACAGUGUCUAAACCCGUAAAGAGAGGCCAAAGCCCUUCAGCUGACUAGGAGGAAAUUCUUUCAUAUUAUUGUCUUUGAUUUAUUUGCAAUAAUACUAUGAAGAAAUGGCAAGUGAAAUUUCCACAUAUGAUGACAUGAUCGCACAUUUUAAACAGACUUGGAAAAUAAGCUGUAAGUUUCCAUUUGUAAUUUCAUGGAUUGUGACUCAAACAGUGAAUCAGACAGUAAGCUGGGAGUUUAGGAAACAAGACAAUAAAACUAAACUAACUUCCCCUUUACGUUUUAAGCCAAUAGCGCAAUCUAAAUCUUUAUAUGUAACGUCAUAGGAAUAAUAGAUAAACAAAGAACUUGUGUAUGAAAACUAAGGCAAGACACCACUUUGCAUUGUGAGGAAAAAGCGAGUCUUUACAUGAAACGAAUUGGUUUAUUUUGGAAAUGCAUUUGCGCACUUUUGUUUACAAUACACGAGAAACACAUCAUUGAGUAUUUGAGGCAGAAUUUAAUUAGGCGAGUGAGAAAUAAUUAGUCCCCAAAGCAUUAGAGAGUUUGCCCAAAGCUACACUUAAGUACCACCGCCCCUACUACAUCCUUCCAAU
Molecule: messenger RNA, 2725 nt
Organism: Mugil cephalus (flathead mullet)
Lineage: Eukaryota; Metazoa; Chordata; Actinopteri; Mugiliformes; Mugilidae
Gene: ferd3l
Product: fer3-like protein
Exons: 1
Coding region: 347-808 (153 amino acids)
Biological process (GO): regulation of transcription by RNA polymerase II; developmental process
Molecular function (GO): protein dimerization activity; RNA polymerase II transcription regulatory region sequence-specific DNA binding; DNA-binding transcription factor activity, RNA polymerase II-specific
Source: RefSeq, a predicted model, not a curated record